GCCGGCUCCUCGAGAGCAGGACGGCCCGCCCCCCCCCUCGCUGUCCCUGCCCUCUUCAGGGUUCUGUCUUCUUCCCUCCGCCCGUCCCUGACCCCGUCCAGAUCCCUCCGGCCCCUGGCCCCGGGCCCGGCCCCUCCCGCUGAGCCCCCCCCGCCCCCUCCUUCCCUUACAGGGGGCCGGGUGAAGACCUGGAAGCGGCGCUGGUUCAUCCUCACCGACAACUGCCUCUACUACUUUGAGUACACCACGGACAAAGAGCCCCGGGGGAUCAUCCCCUUGGAGAACCUGAGCAUCCGCGAAGUGGAGGACCCCCGCAAGCCGAACUGCUUUGAGCUCUACAUCCCCAACAACAAGGGCCAGCUCAUCAAGGCCUGUAAGACAGAGGCAGACGGGCGGGUGGUUGAGGGCAACCACAUGGUCUACCGCAUCUCGGCCCCCACGCAGGAGGAGAAGGACGAGUGGAUCAAGUCCAUCCAGGCCGCCGUGAGCGUGGACCCCUUCUACGAGAUGCUGGCAGCCCGAAAGAAGAGAAUCUCCGUAAAGAAGAAACAGGAGCAGGCUUGAUCCGGGCGGGGGCCUGGCCCACCUCCCUGCCCAUCCCCAUCCUGUCCCCCACUUGUUCCCUAGGCAAUAACCCCACUGCCCCCGCCCUGGCCCCUGGCCCUGCCUUCCACUUAUUUAUUGGGGGCUGAGGGGCCGGACCCCUGGGUGCCCCAGCGCCCUCUCUUGGGGCAAAGGAGAAUUUUCUACUCGUGGUUUCUCUUCAUUUAUUUGUAAUUAAUUCAUGAUUAUUAUUAUUAUUAAUAUGACGACGGUCA
This is a messenger RNA of Gracilinanus agilis (Agile Gracile Mouse Opossum), 818 nucleotides long. Its product is annotated as cytohesin-2-like. The annotation marks the transcript as partial. The record is from RefSeq and is a predicted model, not a curated record. The transcript is spliced from 4 exons. NCBI's taxonomy places the organism in Eukaryota, Metazoa, Chordata, Mammalia, Didelphimorphia, Didelphidae.